UCGUGUGAUCCUUUUAAAAUAAUUCAAGGAUGGACCAGUGGAAAUAAUAAUAUCGAUGAUUGCAUUAGAGAGUUUCAACUUAAAAGUUCAAGCUACGAAAGCGUGAUUGAGUGGAUUCCAUUUGAUAAGUUAUCUAACAUACAAAAAAUAGAAGAAUUAAAAUUUUAUGCGCAAUGGUUAGAUGGAAUUCGAAGGAUUAAAAAUAAUGUACAGUCACGUACAGCAUCAUAUACUGUCACACUAAUGAAAUUCAAUUUUUCACAAGUUGACGCAUUAGAAUUUAUAAAAAAUGAUGAAAAGCAUAUACUUUACGGAAUAACACAGGAUACAAUAACCGGUCAAUAUAUGAUUGUAUUUGAUGACUUUUAUUACAAAAGGGAUAUUAAAUAUGGAAAAUGUACACAGUGCGAAAGAUAUAAUACUACAAAAGCCUGGUGUCAAUCAUGUGACCCUUUUAAAACAACUCAAGGAUGGACUAGUGGAAAUAAAGAUAUCGAUGACUGCAUUAGAGAGUUUCAACUUAAAAGUACAAGCUACGAAGGUGUAAUUGAGUGGAUUCCAUAUAAUAGGUUGUCUAACUUACACAAAAUUGGAUCAAAUUUUCAAGCAUUAUGGUUAGAUGAAAUACGAAAAGUCGAAAAUAAUACACGGUCACAUACAACAUCUCAUCCUGUUGAAAUUAAGAAAUUUAAUAAUUCACAAAUCGACACUUUAGAAUUUAUAAAAGAAUUCAAAAAUUAUGUACAAUUGAAGAAUUAUGGACGUAAAAUAUUUGGAAUAACACAGGAUACAACAACUAAUCAAUAUAUGAUUGUAUUUGAUGACUAUUAUUAUAAUAGGAGUUAUAUAUAUGGAAAAUGUACACAGUGCGAAAGAAAUAAUACUUCAGAAGCCUGGUGUCAAUCUUGUGACCCUUUUAAAACAACUCAAGGAUGGACAAGUGGAAAUAAUGAUAUCGAUGAUUGUGUUAAAGAGUUUCAACUUAAAUGUACAAGACAUGAAGAUGUAAUUGAGUGGAUUCCAUUCAAUAGGUUAUCUGACUUGCAAAAAAUCGGAUUAAAUUUUAAGGCAUUAUGGUUAGAUGGAAUACGAGUUGUCAAAAAUAACAUAAAGUCACGUUUAUUGGUACAUGCAGUUGAACUUAGAAAUCUCAAUGAUUCACAAAUAACUACAUUAGAAUUUAUACAUAAAUUUAAAAAUUAUAUGCAAUUGAUAGACAUUAAACUUAAGUUUUACGGAAUAACAAAAAACACAACUGAUCAAUAUAUGGUUGUAUAUAAUGAAUUAUAUUAUGAAAGACACAUUACAUAUGGAAAAUGUGAACAUUGCAAUAGAUAUAAUACUUCGAAUGCCUGGUGUCUAUCAUGUGACCCUUUUAAAACAACUCAAGGAUGGACUAGUGGAAACAAGGAUAUCGACAACUGUAUUAAAGAGUUUCAACUUGAAAGUACAAGAUACCAAAGUGUAAUUGAGUGGAUUCCCUAUAAUAGGUUAUCUGACUUACACAAAAUCGGAUUAAAUUUUCAAGCAUUGUGGUUAGACGGAAUGCGAAUUGUCCAUGAUAACAGACAGUUACGUACAUUGUCUUAUCCAGUUAUAGUUAAGAAAUUUAAUAAUUCCCAAAUUGGCACAUUAGAGUUUAUAAAAGAAUUCAAAAAUUACGCGCAAUUGGAUAGUUAUGGAUGUAAAAUAUUUGGAAUAACACAGGAUACAACGACAGAUCAAUACAUGAUUGUAUUUAGUGACUAUUCUUAUGAAAGGAGUCAUAUAUAUGGAAAAUGUACACGGUGUGAGAGAUACAAUACUUCAGAAGCCUGGUGUCAAUCAUGUGACCCCUUUGAAACAGCUCAAGGAUGGACUAGUGGGAAUAUAGCUAUUGAUAAUUGCAUUAGAAAUUUUCAACUUGAAAGUGAAAGAUAUGAAAACGUAAUUGAGUGGAUUCCGUUUAAUAGGUUAUCUAAUUUGCAAAAAGUAGGAUUAAACUUUCAAGGAUUGUGGGUAGAUGGAAUACGAUUUGUUAAAAAGAAUAUACAAUCACGUACAUUAUCCUAUCCGGUUGAAAUUAAGAAGUUUGAUAAUUCACAAAUCGACACUUUAGAAUUGGAUAAUUUACAAAUCGAGACAUUCGAUUUUAUAAUGUUAAAAGAUUAUAUAAAUUCAAUAGAUAGUGAACAAAAACUAUUCGGAAUAACACAGGAUACAACAACCAGUGAAUAUUUAUUUGUAUUUGAUUAUUUUCAUUGCAAAAGGGACAUCAAAUAUGGAAUAUGUACACAGUGCGAUGGAUAUAAUACUCUACAAGCCUGGUGUCAGUUUUGUGAUCCUUUUAAAACAACUCAAGGAUGGACUAGUGGAAAUAAGGAUAUCGAUGACUAUAUUAAAGAGUUUCAACUUAAAAGUGCAAGCUAUGAAAAUGUAGUUGAGUGGAUUCCAUUUAAUAGGUUAUCCGACUUGCACAAAAUCGGAUUAAAUUUUCAAGCAUUGUGGUUAGACGGAAUACGAAUUGUCAAAAAUAAUACACAGUCACGUAUAUUACCUUAUCCAGUUGAAAUUAAGAAAUUUGACAAUUCGCAAAUCGACACAUUAGAAAUUAUAAAAGAAUUCAAAAAUUAUAUGCAAUUAAGAGAUAAGGAACGGAAAAUAUUCGGAAUAACACAGGAUACAACAACCAGUGAAUAUUUAAUUGUAUGUGAUAAUUUUUAUUACAAAAGAGAUAUUAAAUAUGGAAGAUGUAAACAUUGCAAUAGAUAUAAUACUUCAAAAUCCUGGUGUCUAUCAUGUGACCCUUUUAAAACAACCCAAAAAUGGACUAGUGAAGAUGAUAACAUCGAUUAUUUUAUUAAAGAAUUACAACUUAAAAGUACGAUAUAUGAAGGUGUAAUUGAGUGGAUUCCGUUUAAUAAGUUAUCUAAUUUGCAAAAAAUGGAAUCCAAUUUUCAAGCAUUGUGGUUAGACGGAAUACGAUUUGUUAAAAAUGAUAUACAGUCACGUACAUUAUCAUAUGCAGUUGAACUUGCAAAAAUUAGUAAUUCGCAAAUUAACACACUAAAAUUUAUAAAAGAAUUCAAAAAUCAUGCACAAUUAAGAGACAAUGAACGUAAAAUAUUUGUACUAACAUGGGAUGAAAAAACUAAUCAAUGCAUGAUUGUAUUUGAUGAAUUUUAUUAUCGAAGGGACAUUGUAUACGGAAUAUGCACACAGUGCAAAAGAUAUAAUACUUCAAAAGCCUGGUGUCAGUCAUGUGACCCUUUUAAAACUACUCAAGGAUGGACUAGUGGAAACAAUGAUAUCGAUGUUUUUAUCAAAGAAGCACAACUUAAAAGUACUGAAUAUGAAAAUGUGAUUGAGUGGAUUCCAUUUAAUAGGCUGUCUAAUUUGCGAAGAACAGGGGUAAAAUUUCAAGCAUUGUGGUUGGAUGGAAUACGUAAAAUCGAAAAUAAUACACAAUCACGUACAUUAUCUUAUUCAGUUGAAAUCCAGAAAUUAAAUAAUUUACAAAUUGACACAUCAAAUUUUAUAAAAGAAGAUAAUGAAUGUAAACUAUACGGAAUAACACAGGACACUAAGACUGAUCAAUAUAUGAUUGUAUUUGAUGAUUUUUAUUAUCUAAGGGGUAUUGCAGUUGGAAAAUGUAAUCAGUGCGAGAGAAAUAAUACUUCAGAAGCCUGGUGUUUAUCAUGUGACCCUAUAAAAACUACUCGAGGAUGGGCUAGUGGAAAUAGGGAUAUCGAUAACUGCAUUAAAGAUUUUCAACUUAAAAGUACAAGAUAUGAGGAUGUAAUUGAAUGGAUUCCGUUUAAUAAGUUAUUUAACUUGCAAAAAAUAGGAGAAUCAAAAUUUCUAGCACUAUUAAUAGAUGGAAUACGACAAGUCAAAAAUAAUUCACAGUCACGUACCUUAUCAUGUUUUAAAAAAUAUAUUCAAUUGAGGAAUAAUGAAAGCAAACUAUAUGGAAUAACACGAGAUACAACAACGGGUCAUUAUAUAAUUGCAUUUGAUGAUUUUUAUCACAAAAGAGAUAUCAUAUAUGGAAAGUGUAUACGCUGUGAAAGAUAUAAUACUUCAGAAGCCUGGUGCCAGUCGUGUGAUCUUUUUAAAACCAUUCAAGGAUGGACCAGUGGAAAUAGUGAUAUCGAUGAGUGUAUUAAAGAGUUUCAACUUAAAGCUACUAAAUAUGAAGACGUCAUUGAGUGGAUUCCUUUUUAUAAGUUAUUAAACUUGCAAAAUAUAAGAGAAUACGAGUUUAGGGCACAGUGGUUAGACGGAAUACGAAAGGUCGAGUCACGUAAACUGUCAUAUUCACAAGUUAAUACAUUAGAAUUUGUACAGUCACGCACGUUAUCACAUUCGGUUGAACUUAAAAAAUUUGAUGAUUCACAAAUUGACGCAUUAGAAUUUAUUAAAAAAUUUAAAAAUUAUAUGCAAUUGAAGGAUAGUAAACUUAGAUUAUACGGAAUAACACAAGAUGCAUCAACUGAUCAAUAUAUGAUCGUAUUUGAUGGUUUCUAUUAUGGAAGAGAUAUUACAUAUGGAAAAUGUGCACAUUGCAAUAGAUAUAAUACUUCAGAUGCCUGGUGCCAAUCCUGUGACCCUUUUAAAGUAAUUCAAGGAUGGACCAGUGGAAGUAAAGAUAUUGAUGAUUGCAUUAAAGGAUUUCAACUUAAAAGUACAAGAUAUGAAGAUGUAAUUGAAUGGAUUCCAUUUAAUAGGUUAUCUAACUUGCACAAAAUAGACGAAUCCAAAUUUUAUGCAUUAUGGCUUGAUGGAAUACGUAAAGUCAAAAAAAAAGCACAAUUGCGUACACUACCAUGUUUAGUAGAACUUCAAAAAUUUGAUGGGUGUCAAACUGAUGCAUUAGAAUUUAUAAAAAAAUUUAAAAGUUUUGUUCAAUUUGAGAACAAUGGGCAUAAAAUAUUUGGGAUAACUCAAAAUGCGUCAUCGAAACAAUAUAUGAUUGUAAUUGAUUAUUGUAUUUCUAGGAGAGAUGAGAAAUACGGGGUAUGCAGAUGGGAUGGGCAUUAUAACACUUCGAGAGGCUGGUGUCAAUCGUGUGAUCCUUUUGAAAUGAAUCAAGUAUGGACAAGCGAAAGUAUUGAUGUAAAUAAUUGUAUCAAAGAGUUACAAUUUAUGGCCACUGAAUAUGAUAAAGUAAUAGAAUGGAUCCCUUUUAAUAGAUUAAAUAAUAUACAACAGAUUGGGAAAGGGGGAUUUGGUGAUGUUUUUUCCGCAAACUGGAUAGACGGAAAAAGAAAGGUUCUAAAUGACGGCAAAGGAUUCAUACAGUCACGAAUACAAUCUCACUUAGUCGCACUCAAGACAUUAACUAGUUCUUCGAAUUCAAUGGAUUUCUUAAGAGAAUUUAAAAAUCACAUGCGGUGUAGAUUAAUGGGGAGUAGCCUUGAAGUAUAUGGAUUAACCAAAAACACAAUUACAAACCAAUAUAUGAUAGUUCUUCAAUAUGCCAAUAAUGGCAAUCUUCGUCACUAUUUAGAAACGAAUUUUAAAGAACUUACUUGGAAAGAUAAAUUAUCACGAUUGAUGGAUAUAUCAAAAGAUUUGUCUCUAAUCCACGAAGCAAAAUAUAUUCAUUGCGAUUUACAUAGUGGAAACAUUGUGUUACAUAAAGAGGGAUCGUGGCUUGAAAGAUCAAAGACUUAUAUUAUAGAUCUAGGAUUGUCCCGGAAAAACGAAGAUACUGGAGCAUUAAGAAUCUGUAACGGAUUAAGACCAAAAUUUGCUUUAGAAACUCCAGAUUUUUAUGUCGAAUUUUCAGAACUGUGCAUGAACUUUGCUCCACAAAAACGGCCUACUGCUGAAGAAAUUUUUCAUAAGUUAGAAGAGUGGUAUCAUUUGAUUAAUGAGUUUGAUGAAACUAAAGAUUAUGAUGAUACUCAAGAGCUUGACAGCUUUGAGUUUGAUGAAAUCGAUGAAAUUGAUGAAUCAAAGGUAGAAAUGUUUAAUAAAUUCUUAGAAUCUGAUGAAAUAGUUAAAAAGUUGCCAAUGUCUAUGCAAAUACACCAAGAUUCUGAGUAUACAAGCAAAUUUGUUAAUACUGAUGUUGUUUCCGAACGGUAUUGGGAAG
This is a messenger RNA of Acaulospora morrowiae, 6082 nucleotides long. The record is from the annotation of a GenBank genome assembly. Lineage: Eukaryota; Fungi; Glomeromycota; Glomeromycetes; Diversisporales; Acaulosporaceae.